AUGGCUCACAUGGCAAUGGCCAUCGCCAGCAUCGCAGUGAUGGUGAAUUUUGCGAUUGCGGAUCCGCAAACUUGUCUCAAAGUCGAGCUGCACGUCACGGAGUUAGAUCGCACGAACACCUAUGAUGUAGCGAUGGUGGAAGAGCGGGAGGUGAUCGCACCAUAUAGGUGUGUGCGUUACAGAGGCCCGCCGGCCCCGGAGAUCAAGUUCCAGUGGACAACGCCAGAGUACCUGCUCGGGUUGAAGAUGUUCCCCCAAGGAGUGCCUCUUCUUGACGGGUUCCACCAGAACAAUGUGACCUUCGGCCCCUUUCAGAGGAACCAGAGUUUUGAUGUUUUCGUCACCGAGCAGCCGUACCGCCAACAGAGCAAGAUGCAAUUUCUUGUCUGA
Molecule: messenger RNA, 390 nt
Organism: Symbiodinium necroappetens
Lineage: Eukaryota; Dinophyceae; Suessiales; Symbiodiniaceae
Source: the annotation of a GenBank genome assembly